GAUGGCGUGAUCGCGUUUGACCGCAACUCUCUCAGCGGGCAAAACGUAUAUCUUAUAUUAACUUGUACCUGUCGAUAUGGACGUGAAGAUCUGGAUAUUUUGGGCCUCACGUUUCAGAAGGAUCUCUUAGUGUUCACCAAACAAGUAUGGCCGGAGUCGAGCGAUUUUACCUUGAUAUUAGCCAAGCGGCGAGGCCCUCGAAAGCAUACAUGCGUGUCGUCAAAAAGGAGGAGGUAUUCCUCUAAUACAGAGCAGAAACCAUGCAAGAGUUCCACAAUCGUUGCUGGAACAGAAGACAAUAUUUAUUUUCGGCCAGAAGAUAUAAGUUCCGACCACUUCGUGCCUUCUUUCCACCAAAGUCGCCUAAUCGCCAGACUCGGUUCACAAGCGUGUCCAUUUCGCAUAAAUUUGCCGUCGUUUACCCCAUCUUCAGUGAGUUUUCAACCAAACGGAGAUGAAACAGAAAAGUUAUGCGGCAUUUCCUACGAGAUAUCAGCAUUCAUUGGCAAGAGGCUGGCGGAUCCAAUUCCGAACAGUUGUGUUUCGAUGGUGAUACGCAAACUGACACCAGGUCCUGCGUUAUCGCAACGCCCCAUUUGUUCAACUCGGAGGACAAGUUCCAAAAUGCCUAUGCUCAGCUGCGAUGGACCGGUUAAAUUGACUGCCCUGUUGGACAAACAGGUGAAGUGA
Dicrocoelium dendriticum is the source of this 690-nucleotide messenger RNA. NCBI's taxonomy places the organism in Eukaryota, Metazoa, Platyhelminthes, Trematoda, Plagiorchiida, Dicrocoeliidae. The record is from the annotation of a GenBank genome assembly.